Messenger RNA from Protopterus annectens (West African lungfish), 965 nucleotides. RefSeq names its product cytochrome P450 2U1-like. NCBI's taxonomy places the organism in Eukaryota, Metazoa, Chordata, Ceratodontiformes, Protopteridae. The transcript is spliced from 4 exons. The record is from RefSeq and is a predicted model, not a curated record. Gene Ontology annotation, cellular component: cytoplasm; intracellular membrane-bounded organelle. Gene Ontology annotation, biological process: xenobiotic metabolic process. The coding region runs from base 30 to 647 and encodes 205 amino acids. Gene Ontology annotation, molecular function: iron ion binding; oxidoreductase activity, acting on paired donors, with incorporation or reduction of molecular oxygen, reduced flavin or flavoprotein as one donor, and incorporation of one atom of oxygen; heme binding.
AAAAUGAUUUCCCAUUUGAUGAUGAAAGCAUGGUUUUUGUACUGACUGAACUCUUUUUGGCUGGAAGUGAUACUACUGCAAAUACCCUAGAGUGGGCAUUACUACUUAUGAUGGUAUACCCUGAGAUUCAAGCAAGAUGCUAUGAAGAAAUAAGAUUAACACAAAAUGGGACUGAGAAGCUCAGAUACGAAGACAGACACAGAAUGCCAUACACAAUGGCUGUCAUUUAUGAAAUUCAGCGCUUUAAAGUUAUAGUCCCUCUCUCAGUGCCACAUGGCACAGUGAAAGAUGUGUCAUUUCAUGGCUAUAUCAUCCCAAAGGGAACGAGGGUGUAUUUUGAUCUGUACUCUGUGCAUCGAGAUGAAUCUCAGUGGAAGUUUCCUCAUGAAUUCAACCCGCACAACUUUCUCAACGACAAUGAAGAAUUUGUGAAACCAGAUGCUUUUAUGCCAUUUUCUGCAGGACCUCGAGUAUGUAUGGGUGAGUCUCUUGCUCAUAUGGAAAUAUUUCUCUUCUUCACAACUCUUUUGAAACAUUAUGAGUUCUUCUGGCCUGAGAAGCAUAUAAAACCAGACCUUACAGAAAGGUUUGGAAUUACGCAAUCACCCAUUCCUUAUAGGGUAGGAAUCCGACACAGGGACGUUUGAAAGUACUCAUAUACAACAGUGCCAUGCAUACAAGGAUUUGUUAUACUAAAAUGAUGUUUCAUGUAGUAUUGAUUAUCUUGUUAUUGUAAUAAAGAAAAUACAACUGUCAUUAUAUGUAAUAUGCAGAGAAUUUUAUGAGCUUCAUAUUGCAUGGGGGACAAAAACAUACUGUUUUAUUUUCAGCUGAAAUUAAAGCAUAAUAUAAAGUGAAAAUCAAAGUAAUUAUACUUCAACAAUUAGAUCAGUGAUUAAGUAAAAUACACAACAGUCCUUCUCCUCCCUACUGCAAGUAUUAAUAAAAUAAAACUGAAAAUAUAA